Messenger RNA from Theileria equi strain WA, 2862 nucleotides. RefSeq lists its product as hypothetical. The transcript is spliced from 4 exons. Lineage: Eukaryota; Apicomplexa; Aconoidasida; Piroplasmida; Theileriidae. Bases 1 to 2862 code for a protein of 953 amino acids. The record is from RefSeq and is a predicted model, not a curated record.
AUGUAUAAUGGGUACCUAUAUAGACUCGUAGUACUAUUCCUGGCGUUAUGUCUUCUUAUCGCAUACAUCUCUAUUGUUGACGAAACUAGCGUUAAAUAUAAUGCUAGAAGGAAAAUCUUGUCGGUUCUACCAUUGGACAACCUUCCAAGUGUAGUUGAUAAUAAGACGCAAUCUUUGAAUAAAUUCUAUUCAUUGGUGCUACAAAGUAUCGCAACAUGGAAAACUCCUGUAGGCUACAAAGUGGCUAAGCUUUGUCUUCAGUCGGGAAAUGAUUCUUAUGAUUUACUAACUAUAAAGGAGAAAAUAACGGUAACUUUGAAAAAAGAUGUUAGACUUGUAGUUGGUUUAGCAAACGAUAACUCGAACAUUCAUUCAGAGUCAACAAUUCACUCCAGGAUAAAUGAUAUGAACAUAUGGAAUGUAAACACGUCAACAUAUGUUUAUGUAAAAUCAAAAAAUGUGUUUGCAAUUUCUAUUGUACUUUUGUUCGUUGUUGUUCCUAUGAUUUCAGUUUUGAGAAUCAAUAACAAUCUCCAUGAAAUAUUUUAUAGACAGUUCUCAGACUAUUCCCUGCUGAUUGCCUCGAUUCUCCUUUCAUUGUUCAAUUACAGGAUAAUUGUAAAUGUGAUUUUCUGGUUUAUAUGGGCUCCAAUACUUCAGUGUUAUGUUUUUAAGAACUAUAAAGAAAUUAUAGACGAUCAACAGCAAACUUUAAGAUCUCAGGAACAUGUUAAUUCAAUUAAUAUUGAGCUUAAAGAUGAAAUUGAGGGCGAAGAAAAUGUAACUAUUGAAAAGAAAAAAAUGGAUUAUUCUAUUCUCUUUUUAUUCGUGCAUAUAGUCUUGACAUUUGUGGUUAUGGGAUAUUCUAGGGAUUCUGGAGCUGAUACCGCGACUAAAAGCAUUUAUAAAUCAGUGAAGUGUCCAUUUAAUGUGCCAUCCGCUCCUACAUACAUGCUGGGUGAACUACACAGAAAAAAUGAUACAUUCUCAAUCGAUAUUGAACACAAAAAUAUGGAAGCACAAAUUAACGAAUUAUACGAAAUAUCGUCUACAUCGGCUCUUAGCCCCUGGGUAGACUCCAUAGUAAAAUCGGUAAAUGCAAAUAAAACGACAAUUUUAGUCAAGGGAAAUAAAGGUGCAAAAUAUCAAAUAUAUAAGGAACAGACAAUCGAUGAUUUAAAACAAGUGUUAUUCAUAUUUCAAGGAGACACAUAUUUUACUGUUAUGGAAGCGGAUUUUACGCAAGAAAAUUGCGAUUAUAAAAAUGUUGAUAUGCUAAGUUUUAAACUGGGAUGGUCAAUAGGAUUGAGGAUUUUUACCAUAUUAGACUGUUUUACACUUUUAGCUUGUUUAAUAUUGCAUAGAAAAACUCAAAAGACUAAACUUAGGAUAGGAUUGAUUGUUAGCUCACUCGCUGUUAAUAUAGGAUUGAUACUUGUUCUUGUCAUCCUUAUACCAAUGAAACUUUCUAGUAUACAUAAAGCUACUGAAUCUGAGGUGAUAAGUUCUGUCGGACCAAUAUUUCAAUUUAUGACACUUAGGAAUUGGAUGACAUUUUUUCUGUUUUUGAAUCUUAUAUUUCUUUUAGGCUAUAUUUCAAUAUCUGUUCCUCGUUCUUAUCUUACAUUUAACAUAAAUAUGACAGCUAUUAAACGUCCCAUAAAUAUAAAUAUAGCAAAUCUAUUGAUAAUUUCUUAUCAGGGAUUAAUUUUAAUGUUAAUGGCGGCAUGUAUAGGAACAUCUACAUUUGGUUCAAACCUACCAAUGUACAAAAAUUAUUUUUCUGCAUUAAAAUAUUUAUUAUUAAUGACGUUUAACAAGUUAUAUUUAGAUCAAAAAAAUAUUGCACUGUGGAUUUAUUAUAGAAUUUGUAUUGUGGUAUUUUACAUCAUAAUGUUAACAGCUAUAAUUGCAACAUUUUAUUUCGGGAGCCAAACGAAGGAUUUACCAGAAAAUAAAAAUUUUGAAACAUUUACAGAUCAAGAUUACAAUAUUAAUGUAGAUAUAAAAGCCACACGUGAAGAACUUAUGUAUUUUAAAGUAUUUCUAAAAGCUCUAGAAAGUUACAGAGAACAUAAUAAAGGCAACCCAGAACAUGUCGACAGUAUAGAAAAGUUUAUGGAAACGUUUACUCAGUCACAAACUGGAUUACAUAGAUUAAAAUUUAAUACGACACAACAUGUUUAUUUGGAAAGACUAAAAAGGUAUCUUAUAUGUAUAAUAUUUUUAAGAAUAAAGAUACACUAUUCCGAAAAUAAGGUAGAGGAAUUGGAGACAUACAGUAAAACGUUGCACCUUAAUAGUGAGAGAAGAAAAAAUUAUCUGAUGUUACUUGAAAAUAAAAUUGAGAGUACUAUGAAAGAACUCCAGAGGUUUAAAGAUUCUAAUGAAAUCAUUGAAACAAUAAAGAAAGCUAAAGAGGUUUCGCAGGAGGAAAAGUCAAAAAAUGAAGAGCCACGAGAAACAAAAUAUAAUUUGGAGGAUUUGGAAAGUUUUAUAACAAAUCCAAAUGUUAGUAGGCAAGUGGAUGAAAUUGAACAAGUAAAUCAGGAAGAAACACCCGUAGGUGUCCAUCCAAAACUACAGCUCAACACUUCCAAUUCACAGGAUCUAGCACCUCCAGAAGUAACUCUCCACGAGCAAAUUGAGUCUUCCAAUGUCACAGAGGUGAAUGAAGUCAGACAUACUAUUCCUGCAGAGUGUACGAAUCAGACGGAAAAAUCUAGUGAGGAAACAGGUCGAGAAUCCACAGAAAAUUCGGGUUCUAGUGGGCACAUACGUCGUAAGAAUUCUAUAAAGGAAAAUAAGAAACGCAAAAAUUCCAAAAAUAUGGGAAUAUUUAAAACUAGCAUUUUAAAGUGA